AUGUUUUCAAUGGAUGGCCAGUUAUCGAACCAGCCGAAUGACAGCAUCAUGCUCCUUUCGGUGAUGUGGUCUGAGUUCAGCGUUGCAGCAGUUAUACUGACAGCUCGAAUCCUCACUCGUACUCUGGUUAUUUCAAGUUGGGGAUGGGAUGAUAUGAGCAUUUGCCUUUCGAUGGUACUGGCUAUCAUGGACACGUCUCUACUAACAGCCAGUGUUCGUCAUGGACUGGGAAAGCAUGCCACGAGUCUCACAGAAGCUGAGUAUACCAAUGCAAAUAGAUACAAUUGGAUCUCGCAGGGUUGCCAUGUUAUGUCGACGAACUUUGGUAAAGUGUCCGUCAUAUUGUUCCUGUUACGGAUUGUCGUGAAUUCUCGGUCACAGAGGGUAUUUCUAUACACGGUAAUGGCCAUGUUAAUGGUCAUCAACUCCGUUUGCGUCUUUACCAUCUUCGGCCAGUGUACACCGACUUCGCGGCUGUGGGAUCAGGAUAUAACAGGAUAUUGCUGGCCACCGCACUACCAAAGGGACUAUGCAUUCUUUCAGGGUUCCUUUUCAGCUCUCUCGGAUGGCCUCCUUGCCAUAUAUCCUAUCUUCGUCAUAUGGAAAUUGCAGAUGUCAAGAAGAACUAAAGCCUGCCUUGGGUGCGUUUUGGCUCUGGGCAUAGUGGCAAUGAUCGCGGCUAUAAUUAAGACCAUAUUCCUCGCUAGUCUAACGGCCCGAAGCGAUUAUACCUAUGAUACUAUCUCCCUUACCAUCUGGACGAAUACAGAACAAUAUCUGAUCAUAAUAGCGGCCUGUAUACCUCCGCUUGGCCCGCUUCUGAAGAUUGCCAUGGGGAAAACCCCUACUGCGCAGCAGUCUAGUUCCAACAAAUAUGCAUCCAAACACUACUCGGGAGAGCAGCAAAUUAAGCACCCCGUAUUUAUACCGAAGGAUUCGUUGCUGUCUACUAACGAAUCAAGAUGUUAUCCCCUACGGGAGUAUAAGGGACGCUCACGGAUAUGGGGAGAUGGUAGUGAAGGCAUGGUGGACCUUGACUUUCGUGAAGUUCGAGCAUCACAACUUAGUGGCAUCAUGAAAACCACGGAGGUUCAUAUUGAAAGUAACAAGGAUCCAGUGGAAUAA
Messenger RNA from Trichophyton rubrum CBS 118892, 1125 nucleotides. RefSeq lists its product as uncharacterized. The transcript is spliced from 4 exons. Lineage: Eukaryota; Fungi; Ascomycota; Eurotiomycetes; Onygenales; Arthrodermataceae. The coding region runs from base 1 to 1125 and encodes 374 amino acids. The record is from RefSeq and is a predicted model, not a curated record.